This is a messenger RNA of Pan troglodytes (chimpanzee), 3615 nucleotides long. RefSeq names its product peptidylglycine alpha-amidating monooxygenase (gene PAM). Gene Ontology annotation, cellular component: membrane; extracellular region. Gene Ontology annotation, biological process: peptide metabolic process. Bases 43 to 2964 code for a protein of 973 amino acids. The transcript is spliced from 25 exons. NCBI's taxonomy places the organism in Eukaryota, Metazoa, Chordata, Mammalia, Primates, Hominidae. The record is from RefSeq and is a predicted model, not a curated record. Gene Ontology annotation, molecular function: protein binding; copper ion binding; peptidylglycine monooxygenase activity.
CGCUGCCCGGUCCUCUCCCGGCGGGGUCGGAUCGGCGUGGACAUGGCUGGCCGCGUCCCUAGCCUGCUAGUUCUCCUUGUUUUUCCAAGCAGCUGUUUGGCUUUCCGAAGCCCACUUUCUGUCUUUAAGAGGUUUAAAGAAACUACCAGACCAUUUUCCAAUGAAUGUCUUGGUACCACCAGACCGGUAGUUCCUAUUGAUUCAUCAGAUUUUGCAUUGGAUAUUCGCAUGCCUGGGGUUACACCUAAACAGUCCGAUACAUACUUCUGCAUGUCUAUGCGAAUACCAGUGGAUGAGGAAGCCUUCGUGAUUGACUUCAAGCCUCGAGCCAGCAUGGAUACUGUCCAUCAUAUGUUACUUUUUGGAUGCAAUAUGCCUUCAUCCACUGGAAGUUACUGGUUUUGUGAUGAAGGAACCUGUACAGAUAAAGCCAAUAUUCUGUAUGCCUGGGCAAGAAAUGCUCCCCCUACCCGGCUCCCCAAAGGUGUUGGAUUCAGAGUUGGAGGAGAGACUGGAAGUAAAUACUUUGUACUACAGGUACACUAUGGGGAUAUUAGUGCUUUUAGAGAUAAUAACAAGGACUGUUCUGGUGUGUCCUUACACCUCACACGUCUGCCACAGCCUUUAAUUGCUGGCAUGUACCUUAUGAUGUCUGUUGAUACUGUUAUCCCAGCAGGAGAAAAAGUGGUGAAUUCUGACAUUUCAUGCCAUUAUAAAAAUUAUCCAAUGCAUGUCUUUGCCUAUAGAGUUCACACUCACCAUUUAGGUAAGGUAGUAAGUGGAUACAGAGUAAGAAAUGGACAGUGGACACUGAUUGGACGGCAGAGCCCUCAGCUGCCACAGGCUUUCUACCCUGUGGAGCACCCAGUUGAUGUAAGUUUUGGUGACCUACUGGCUGCAAGAUGUGUAUUCACUGGUGAAGGAAGGACAGAAGCCACACACAUUGGUGGCACGUCUAGUGAUGAAAUGUGCAACUUAUACAUUAUGUAUUACAUGGAAGCCAAGCAUGCAGUUUCUUUCAUGACCUGUACCCAGAAUGUAGCUCCAGAUAUGUUCAGAACCAUACCACCAGAGGCCAACAUUCCAAUUCCCGUGAAGUCUGAUAUGGUUAUGAUGCAUGAACAUCAUAAAGAAACAGAAUAUAAAGAUAAGAUUCCUUUACUACAGCAGCCAAAACGAGAAGAAGAAGUGUUAGACCAGGGUGAUUUCUAUUCACUACUUUCCAAGCUGCUAGGAGAAAGGGAAGAUGUUGUUCAUGUGCACAAAUAUAAUCCUACAGAAAAGGCAGAAUCAGAGUCAGACCUGGUAGCUGAGAUUGCAAAUGUAGUCCAAAAAAAGGAUCUUGGUCGAUCUGAUGCCAGAGAGGGUGCAGAACAUGAGAGGGGUAAUGCUAUUCUUGUCAGAGACAGAAUUCACAAAUUCCACAGACUAGUAUCUACCUUGAGGCCACCAGAGAGCAGAGUUUUCUCAUUACAGCAGCCCCCACCUGGUGAAGGCACCUGGGAACCAGAACACACAGGAGAUUUCCACAUGGAAGAGGCACUGGAUUGGCCUGGAGUAUACUUGUUACCAGGCCAGGUUUCUGGGGUGGCUCUAGACCCUAAGAAUAACCUGGUGAUUUUCCACAGAGGUGACCAUGUCUGGGAUGGAAACUCGUUUGACAGCAAGUUUGUUUACCAGCAAAUAGGACUCGGACCAAUUGAAGAAGACACUAUUCUUGUCAUAGAUCCAAAUAAUGCUGCAGUACUCCAGUCCAGUGGAAAAAAUCUGUUUUACUUGCCACAUGGCUUGAGUAUAGAUAAAGAUGGGAAUUAUUGGGUCACAGACGUGGCUCUCCAUCAGGUGUUCAAACUGGAUCCAAACAAUAAAGAAGGCCCUGUAUUAAUCCUGGGAAGGAGCAUGCAACCAGGCAGUGACCAGAAUCACUUCUGUCAACCCACUGAUGUGGCUGUGGAUCCAGGCACUGGAGCCAUUUAUGUAUCAGAUGGUUACUGCAACAGCAGGAUUGUGCAGUUUUCACCAAGUGGAAAGUUCAUCACACAGUGGGGAGAAGAGUCUUCAGGGAGCAGUCCUCUGCCAGGCCAGUUCACUGUUCCUCACAGCUUGGCUCUUGUGCCUCCUUUGGGCCAAUUAUGUGUGGCAGACCGGGAAAAUGGUCAGAUCCAGUGUUUUAAAACUGACACCAAAGAAUUUGUGAGAGAGAUUAAGCAUUCAUCAUUUGGAAGAAAUGUAUUUGCAAUUUCAUAUAUACCAGGCUUGCUCUUUGCAGUGAAUGGGAAGCCUCAUUUUGGGGACCAAGAACCUGUACAAGGAUUUGUGAUGAACUUUUCCAAUGGGGAAAUUAUAGACAUCUUCAAGCCAGUGCGCAAGCACUUUGAUAUGCCUCAUGAUAUUGUUGCAUCUGAAGAUGGGACUGUGUACAUUGGAGAUGCUCAUACCAACACCGUGUGGAAGUUCACCUUGACUGAGAAAUUGGAACAUCGAUCAGUUAAAAAGGCUGGCAUUGAGGUCCAGGAAAUCAAAGAAGCCGAGGCAGUUGUUGAAACCAAAAUGGAGAACAAACCCACCUCCUCAGAAUUGCAGAAGAUGCAAGAGAAACAGAAACUGAUCAAAGAGCCAGGCUCGGGAGUGCCUGUUGUUCUCAUUACAACCCUUCUGGUUAUUCCGGUGGUUGUCCUGCUGGCCAUUGCCAUAUUUAUUCGGUGGAAAAAAUCAAGGGCCUUUGGAGCAGAUUCUGAACACAAACUCGAGACGAGUUCAGGAAGAGUACUGGGAAGAUUUAGAGGAAAGGGAAGUGGAGGCUUAAACCUUGGUAAUUUCUUUGCAAGCCGUAAGGGCUACAGUCGAAAAGGGUUUGACCGGCUUAGCACUGAGGGCAGUGACCAAGAGAAAGAGGAUGAUGGAAGUGAAUCAGAAGAGGAGUAUUCAGCACCUCUGCCUGCACUCGCACCUUCCUCCUCCUGAAAACCAAGCUUUGAUUUAGAUUGAGUAAGAUUUACCCAGAAUGUCAGAUUCCUUUCCCUUUAGCACGUUUAAAGUUCUGUGUAUUUAAUUGUAAACUGUACUAGUCUGUGUGGGACUGUACACACUUUAUUUACUUCGUUUUGGUUAAGUUGGCUUCUGUUUCUAGUUGAGGAGUUUCCUAAAAGUUCAUUACAGUGCCAUUGUCUUUAUAUGAACAUAGACUAGAGAAACCAUCCUCUUUUUCCAUCAUAAUUCUAAUCUAACAAUGGAAGAUUUGCCCAUUUACACUUUUGAGACUUUUUGGUGGAUGUAAAUAACCCCAUUCUUUGCUUGAACACAGUAUUUUCCCAAUAGCACUUUCAUUGCCAGUGUCUUUCUUUGGUGCCUUUCCUGUUCAGCAUUCUUAGCCUGUGGCAGUAAAGAGAAACUUUGUGCUACAUGACGACAAAGCUGCUAAAUCUCCUAUUUUUUUAAAAUCACUAACAUUAUAUUGCAAUGAGGGAAAUAAAAAAGUCUCUAUUUAAAUUCUUUUUUAAAUUUUCUUCAGUUGGUGUGUUUUUGGGAUGUCUUAUUUUUAGAUGGUUACACUGUUAGAACACUAUUUUCAGAAUCUGAAUGUAAUUUGUGUAAUAAAGUGUUUUCAGAGCAUUA